Messenger RNA from Penicillium diatomitis, 855 nucleotides. RefSeq names its product mediator of RNA polymerase II transcription subunit 18. The transcript is spliced from 2 exons. Gene Ontology annotation, cellular component: mediator complex; core mediator complex. Gene Ontology annotation, biological process: termination of RNA polymerase II transcription; regulation of transcription by RNA polymerase II. NCBI's taxonomy places the organism in Eukaryota, Fungi, Ascomycota, Eurotiomycetes, Eurotiales, Aspergillaceae. Gene Ontology annotation, molecular function: transcription coregulator activity. The coding region runs from base 1 to 855 and encodes 284 amino acids. The record is from RefSeq and is a predicted model, not a curated record.
AUGCACGAGCUUCUCCUCUUCGCCUCGGUCCCGGUCCAUCAGCAUCAUGAGCUCCUGCAGCAGCUGGCGGGCCUAACGGCCAUGCAACCUCGCCACGCCCUCGAGCGUCGGCUCGUGUACAAGGCCUUUCGCAAGCCUGGAUUGAAUACUGGUCGCGUGGGUGGUAGUCAAGAUCUGCAGCAAGCUAAUGCGGCCGAUCUCCAACGGGUGAACAAGAUGCUGAAUGGAGGCAUGUUCUACACCCAAGUCGUGGGGCCGGUCUCGGAAAAGGAUUUUGCGGCCGCGCCCGUCAAGGUGACCGCGUCGGAGCUGGACAGCGACACGCAGAUGGCUGGCAUGGAGCUCUCCAACCCAUCCGCCUCUGUGCAGGCUGACACUGCUGCCACUUACGACUUUGACCGGCAACCUUGGAAGUUGGACUUUCGAGAUAUCCCCGAAGCGGCGACGCGAUCAGCCGUCACGACACGGGUGAUGGCCAGUGCUGCUCUGCCUCGCGGGAACAUCGAGCCGUCCAUGAAUGCCUGGGGCUAUGGCUUUGUGACAGAGUAUGUCGUUGAGGGAGAUAUCUUCAUUCACAAUGACAUCGUCAUCUUCUUGCAUCGCGUCCUGCACUAUCCCUCAGAUGAGAAAGAACCGAGAGAGCCUCGGCGAUCUCUACCAAGCUUGAAGAAGAUGGCACCUCUGGAGAAGACCGGCAGCUACGUACUUCAGGCGUCUAUCGCCGUUCAAGAUGGCAGCAAUCAAGAGACUAUGAAGACGGCAUCGCAGCACCUCCUUGGACUACGGGAGCAGCUCAAGUCUGCAGUCCGGUUGGAGCCAGCUGAUCGAUUGUCGUUGGACACGCGAGCCAAGUGA